GCAACGCAGUCGUCCACGCCAAAAAGUGUCGUCGCGCGUUCUCUAGUUCCCUUCCUUUUCGUCGAGCCUGUGUUGACAGACAGAUAUAUAUAGGCUCGUGACAAGACGUAUAUAUAGUGACUCGAGUCGAUGCGAAUUAGUGCGCGAAUCGAUCAGUGAUUGGACUAUGACUGUUAAAGUUUUACAAGACUCGUGUGUGGUGCAAUGGAUACAAUAGUUGAUGCAACGAAGCAAUAAUAACACACGCACACCCACACACAUCUAUAUGCAUGCAUACAAAACACACUCACACUCGUAGAAAAGCACCGGAGAGCAAAGGACAGACGGUGUCGUCCGAUCGUCGAUAUAAUACAACAGGCUGCACGACAGACGCGAAAAAUUGUGCGACAUACUGGAUCGAGUUGGGCGUCGCAACGCAUUCAGCGAGGAGGAAAAAAUAGCAGCAGUCAUGACCGUUUUAAGAAUGACGUCGCCCUUGACACCGGCAGCGUCGAGCAGUCCCCGCUCGUCGGAACCCAUCGGCAGCCAGCAGCAGGUGAGUCCGAGUCUGGCCGUCUCCUCGGCCAGGCCCGCGGCCCAGAGGCUCAGCUUCUCGGUGGCUGCCCUGCUGGCCGACGACAAGAGGGACCAGCAACAGCACCAGCACCACCAGCACCAUCAGCACCAACAGCACAACCAGCAGCGCCGGGGACAGAUCGCGUCGCCCUCGCCGCCGCCCUCCCUAUACCUGCCCAGCUACGCCAUAAGGAAUCACGUCGCGGCGAGCGACGGUCCGACGGAUUUGCGCACGACCAGCCUCAGUCCGACGGAUCUCAGCUCGAAAGAGAGCCGACUGGCCGCGGCUCGCUCGGCCCGCCAGAACCAGCUGAAUCAGCUGCAUCAGCUGCGCUACUCCGAGUCGCCGCCACGGGAGCUGCACCUGGCCUACCCCAAGUCCCCGAUGAGCUCGAGCCAGGAGGAGGCCAACUCCGAGACGGACGACGGGGCCAGCCUCAUCGACGUCGUCGACAUGCACGACAGCAGCGAGGGCAGCAGCUCGGCGCCUCUGCUGGGCUGUAGCAGCGGCUCGCAGACCAUGUCGACGACGACGCAGGCCACGACGACGACGACACAGCACGCGCCCGGCCCGGUGAGGCCCACGCCGGCCUACAUCGGCGGCUUCUCGGGCCUCGGCAACCUCGGGGGUGUGCUGCAUCCGGCGCUCUGGACUAGUCAUCAGAACUCGGCGGUGGCUGCGGCGGCGGCUGCGGCGCACCAGGCCAACUUCUUCCCGGCGCACUUCGGCCAUCAUGCUCCGCUCAACGAAAACGGCGAGCCGGCAAAAAUCAAAUGCAAUCUGCGCAAACACAAGCCAAACAGGAAGCCCAGAACGCCCUUCACCACGUCACAGCUCAUGGCUCUGGAGAAAAAGUUCCGCGAGAGGCAGUACCUGAGCGUGGCCGAACGAGCCGAGUUCUCCUCGUCGCUGCAUCUCACCGAGACUCAGGUGAAAAUCUGGUUCCAAAAUCGACGAGCCAAGUCCAAGCGGCUGCAGGAGGCCGAAAUCGAGAAGGUCCGGAUGAACGUGGCCCGACAGCACCACGUAGCGCUUUACGGAUCGCAUCCCGGCCUACUGGCCUCGGCAGCGGCCCUCUACCCGGUGAGCAUGUUAGGGCCCCAUCCGGUGCUGGCCCCGCCACCGCCACCUCCGCCGGCCGCUCAGCCACCACCACCGCAGCAACAGCAGCAGCAGCAACCCUCGCAACAGUCACAGCAGCAGCAGCAGCAGUCUUCGCAACAGUCGCAGCAGCCUCAGCGAGAGGCCUGAAGCAGCAGCGAGACUACUCGACGAAGCUUCGAGCUCCGAGCGGCCCGCGUAUCGGCGCCGAGUGAUCACUUGUAAAUAAUUCACGAUUUGUAAAUACGAACCAUGUCCAGUCGCUAAAGCUUUAUUCACCCUAUAUACUCGUGUACAUUGGCCUCGAGGGAGCUUCUCGAAAAAUCCUCCCGAAAAUCCUAUUAUAUUACGUGUAACGUGUAUAUUACGAAUAAAUUUAUUUAUUUAUCAUUGUUGUAAAUAGUCGUCUACAUAGUCAUACGCAUACACAGACACACAAGCGCACGAGCACACACUCACUGAGUGAGAUAAAGACUGAGCUGGAGGCUCUCGAGGUCACCUCAUUCAUUCAUGUCUCUUUUGUAUAAAUGUAAACAGCGAUUAGCCAGUAGGAUUGAUAAUAGUAUAUUAUAAUAUUAAUAAUAACAAUAGUCAUAGU
Messenger RNA from Trichogramma pretiosum, 2255 nucleotides. RefSeq names its product muscle segmentation homeobox-like. Gene Ontology annotation, molecular function: DNA-binding transcription factor activity, RNA polymerase II-specific; RNA polymerase II transcription regulatory region sequence-specific DNA binding. Bases 449 to 1807 code for a protein of 452 amino acids. The transcript is spliced from 3 exons. Gene Ontology annotation, cellular component: nucleus. Gene Ontology annotation, biological process: regulation of transcription by RNA polymerase II; embryonic morphogenesis. NCBI's taxonomy places the organism in Eukaryota, Metazoa, Arthropoda, Insecta, Hymenoptera, Trichogrammatidae. The record is from RefSeq and is a predicted model, not a curated record.